Molecule: messenger RNA, 920 nt
Organism: Carlito syrichta (Philippine tarsier)
Lineage: Eukaryota; Metazoa; Chordata; Mammalia; Primates; Tarsiidae
Product: ventricular zone-expressed PH domain-containing protein homolog 1-like
Exons: 3
Coding region: 60-920 (286 amino acids)
Biological process (GO): regulation of signal transduction
Cellular component (GO): plasma membrane
Molecular function (GO): phosphatidylinositol-5-phosphate binding
Source: RefSeq, a predicted model, not a curated record
AUUCUUGGCAGGAGAGAGCCAGGAGCUGUCUGACAUACCUGGUUAGUCAGUUGGCCAACAUGGAGCAUUCAUUUCACCAUAUUCUUCUGCUGGAGAUUAAGAGCAUCACUGAUACCUUUUCCUCCAUCCUGAGUCCUCAGAGCAGAGACAUCUUCCGCAUGAGCAACAGCUUCACUGCCAUUGCCAAGCUCCUUACCCGACAACUGGAAACCCCCAAGGCUGGAAGUGGCAGGAUAAAAGUCAGUGCUGAAAUUGAAUUCCCUAAGAAACUAGAGGAAACUAAGCACACGGCAGCUGACAAUGAAGACCAUGAAAAACUUCAAGUUAAAAUCCAGGUGUUUGAAGACAAAAUAAACGCAGAGAACAAUACCUCUGGCUCUCUCAGAAGAUACAGUUUGAGCCAAGUGUCUAAGGAAGAAAGAAAAAACGUUCGGUUUAACAGGUCAAAGAGUUUGGCUUUGCACACUAUGCUCACGAAAGGGGUGAGUUCAGAUGAUGGAGAAGAUGGGGAGGGUGGAGACAUACCAGCCAGCAUCUCUCUUUCAGAAAUAGACCCACCUGGCCAAGGAAGUGACAAGUUGCCCUUUAAGACAGACACUGACAGAUCACAGCUGGGAAAUUCUUCAGUUUCACACCCAAAUAUUAUACAUAUAGAAUCAGAGAGUUUGCCAGAAACUGUGAAAGAAAACUUCCAGAAAGAAACUCUAGAGACAACUGCAAGUCCUACAGAAUACCAAGAUAAGCUCUACUUGCACUUAAAGGAAAAUCUCAGUAAAGUGAAACAAUAUGCCAUGGAAAUUGGAAAGAAGAUUCCAGUUCCUGAUCAGUGUACCAUUGAAGGUAAGUGCUGUGAACUUUCCAAACCUGAGAAAUUUCAGGAGUCAUUUUACUGCAAAAAAAAAAAGGUUCAAAUUGCAUAA